Messenger RNA from Camellia sinensis, 1107 nucleotides. The record is from RefSeq and is a predicted model, not a curated record. NCBI's taxonomy places the organism in Eukaryota, Viridiplantae, Streptophyta, Magnoliopsida, Ericales, Theaceae.
AUGGAAACGGAUGAGACAAAGUUUGAGCAUGGUUGGACGACAAUGGUCGAAAAAUUUGGACUUCAAACCAACAGUUGGGUGUUGGAGACAUAUGAGAAGCGUCAUAUGUGGUCUGAGGCAUAUAUGCAUGGACAUUUCUUUGCUGGGAUGAAGAGCACUCAGUGCUCAGAGUGUAUGAAUGCUUAUUUCAAUCCCUUCCUCCAACACAAGUUGAAGCUAUAUGAAUUUGUUAGGCACUAUGAUCGGGCUCUUGCAAGGAUAAGGUAUAACGAGGCUGGAGAUGAUGCUGAAACAAAUAACACUUUCCCGGUAUUGAUUACUCCAUUGCGAGAUAUAAAGAGACAUGGAGCUGAGCUAAUCACCCGAAAUAUAUUUACAAUGUUCCGUGAUGAAAUUUUAAAAGAGGGGAAGUUGAAUGUCAAGGACGUGUUCCCUUUGCCGGAUGGUCAGAAAUGCUACUAUAUUCAUAAGUACAAAGUGAAGGACAGAUCAUGGAUAGUAACACACAGUCCAGUGGAUGCUGGAAUGAGAUGUUCUUGCAUGAAAUGGACAAGGGCUGCAAGCAAGGAUGACCAGCAAUGGCCUCAACCCUCAAUUGAUAACACUACAACACAGACGGCCCGGUAUGGGAUAUUGAGUUCUUCCUACAACGAAAUAUGUUUCUAUGCCGCGCAAUCAACGAAAGGUUUCAAAGAGGUUAGGGAUGCAUGUCUUUCGAUGACGAGCCGGAUAAAGGAGUUAUAUGAGAGGAAUCUGAACGAUGGAAAUGGAGACAAAGGGAAACAUUCAUUCCCUCGACAAUUUGGAGUAGAAGAUCCUGAUGUUGUGAAGACAAAAGGGAACCCAGGAUGGCCCUCGUCCAACUGUCGAAGACCAAGAAAAUGUGGGAAUUGCAAAUGCAUUGGGCACACAAAGCGAACGUGUCCUAAGGUUCGAUUUAGCCGAACAGUGGGUACUAACUCGGAUGCAGAUACACCCCACAUAACUGAGCGUGAGUACAAUGCGGAGUCAUUGCCCGUUCGCUGCAAAACUGGGCUGGUGGAUCCCAGUACACCGCACAUUAAGCAGCGGCGACUAUUUUUCGAUGUUUCUCCUGGUUCCAAGUAG